UAUUAAAUCAAAAUCAAAACAUUUCUAAUUCUCAUUUUCUUCCUCUUCAUCUUCUUCCUUUCUUUCUUCACUUUCUCUUUCUACUUUCUCUCUUCUCUAAACCCUUAACAGAAAACAACCCAUGAUUUCUCUGAAGCUAAUUCACCUACACAGCAACCAAAGCUUCCACCUUUAAACCAUUUCAACCCGACCCGUCUCCCAAAACGGAUCGGAUCUGUACUGGGUACGGUACAGCACUGGAACAUUCAACGUUAACUCACUUUCUAAGAAAGUGAGGAGAGAGAAAAUGUACAAGAACCAGCUACAAGAGCUGGCACAAAGAAGCUGUUUCAACCUACCUUCAUACACGUGCAUAAGAGAAGGUCCUGAUCACGCGCCGCGGUUUAAAGCUACCGUUAACUUUAACGGCGAGAUCUUUGAAAGUCCUCAGUACUGUACAACACUUCGUCAAGCUGAACAUUCAGCUGCUGAGGUGGCACUUAGUUCUUUGUCUCAUCGUGGUCCUUCUCAUUCUCUUGCUGCAAAAAUCCUUGAUGAGACGGGAGUGUACAAGAAUCUCUUACAAGAAAUUGCACAAAGGGUAGGGGCUCCAUUGCCGCAGUACACAACUUUCCGGUCAGGCUUAGGACAUCUACCUGUUUUUACCGGGACGGUGGAAUUAGCUGGAAUUACAUUCACUGGCGAACAUGCCAAGAAUAAGAAACAAGCAGAGAAAAAUGCAGCUAUGGCAGCUUGGUCGUCUCUAAAGCAAUUGGCGAAAGAAACUGCAAGCUCUUCAACUGAACCGGAGAACAAUGACGAACUAGAACAGAUCACCAUAGCACGAGCCUUACUGAAUUACCGUCUGAAGGAAAAGAUGGCAAUGUCAAAUCCAAAUGCUAUGAUUUCAUUUCCAAUGAAGUUUCAGUUUCAAAAUCCAAGGCCAACCAGCCCUCAACCUCGGCCAGCAACAUCAAAGAUUCUUCCUCUAAUUUGCCAAAAGACAGCACCUCGAAGCAGGCAUCCCGCAACGGCGUCAGCCAGCAGUGAUCACAGUUCCAUUAUGUCACCGUUUUCUUCUACACCAGAAAGCCGAUGGACCCGUCGCCCGAAAUUCCCUGCGGCAGGAGCAGCACCUUAUGUUCCCAUUCGACAUAUGCGAUCAUCAUGCCAGGGAGUUGCACCUCCAGUUACCGUAAGGAAUGCAAUACCUGUAUUCUCCCCGCCACCAGCCGCCGUGUCCCCUCAAGUAAUGCGGCCACUUCCUGUACGAGUUGCUCCCCCGAUCAAUAUUCGGCAAGUAGUUCCAGUAUAUGCUUCUGCUCCACCGGUUCGAAAAGAUGAACCUAUUCCCAUCAGCAAAAAUGAUCUGGCACAAGUACUAAAUGCUGCUACACCGCUUCGAGUAGAUGAACCUGUUCCCAUCAGUAAAGUCGAUCCAGCACCUGUAGUUUAUGCCGCUCCACCAGUUAUAAUAGAUGAACCUGUUACCGUCAGCAAAGUUGAUCCAUCACCAGCAGAAAAUGCUGCCCUACCAAUUCCAGUAGAUGAACCUGUUCCUAUCAGCAAAGAUGAUCCAGCAGCUUCAGCAGUUAAAAUAGAUGAAACUGUUCUUGUCAGCAAAGAUGACCCAGCACCAACCAGUGAUUCAGAUAAAACCGACACCAAAACUGAGAAUAUUCCAGCAGGAUCUGAAACAGUGCAGAGGUUGGAGCAGCUGAAAAUUUGAUUGUGAGAAUCUAGAGUUUGUUUCUGAUCUCGUAUAAUGAGUGAUGUAAUAGUUGAAGGUUAGCAUGAGCAAUGGAAUGAAUAUAUAUGAAAUUGAAGAGCAGCUUAGCACAUAAUUUGCUCAUAUUUUUGAUAUUACUAUUAUGUAUGUUGGUCGUAUCAUAUCUUAGUAUAGCUGUUCUGCCGGCUAUUCAUUG
Medicago truncatula (barrel medic) is the source of this 1904-nucleotide messenger RNA. Its product is annotated as double-stranded RNA-binding protein 2. The record is from RefSeq and is a predicted model, not a curated record. The transcript has 3 exons. Gene Ontology annotation, molecular function: double-stranded RNA binding. Bases 287 to 1708 code for a protein of 473 amino acids. Lineage: Eukaryota; Viridiplantae; Streptophyta; Magnoliopsida; Fabales; Fabaceae.